Phytophthora megakarya is the source of this 477-nucleotide messenger RNA. The record is from the annotation of a GenBank genome assembly. NCBI's taxonomy places the organism in Eukaryota, Oomycota, Peronosporomycetes, Peronosporales, Peronosporaceae.
AUGACUUAUAAGGUAGCUCGAGAAGCGUGGAGAUGGGCUGACCACUUCGUACUAUCAAGCGACAAUGCCCUGAAUGGGCAGAGGAAGGUUGAUGAAAACACGCCUGAGAUGUCGUUGAGACUUGUGGUGCCAACUACGAGGAUCCAAGUGGUGCAACACAACUGUCAUGGCUCCAUUGAAAGAGGACACCAAAGUGUCGUCCGCGCUAACCAGAGAGUAAAACACGACUGCUAUUGGAUCGAUUUCUACGCGGAUAUGGAGACACACGUGAAACCAUACCUGGACUCCAGCUCAAGCAAUACCCUGACGCAGCUCAAAGGCUACUCCCCUGGCAAUUACUCGUUUACUGGGUUUGUAAUCACUAAAGCGAUGUCUGGCACCGAUGCACUGACUGUGACCAAGGUGUUCGAAGAAUGCACCUACAGACGAUUUGGUGCUCCAUCUAUUAUUCGUCACCACCGUGAACGCGCUUCAUGA